AUGCCAGAUAAACACAUUACAGAGAUAUCUGGGGAUGCACAAGCAGCAUCACCAGGUCCGUUGUUGACCAACGAAAGAGAUGAGGAUGAUAACGAACUACUUUCAGUAGGUGAAAGACUUCCCUACAAUGAAUACACAACGAUCGACUGGAUGCACGAGCUGAUCAAGGAUUCCACUCGUCAUCGGCAUCUCUCCUCAAAGAGCAGAGUGUUCGAAUCGCUGCAAGGGUGGCUAGCUGCAGCCCUCAUUGGAUUCUUCACAGCGGUAGUAGCGUAUAUUGUUGAUAUCACGCAAGCCUCUGUGUUCGACUGGAAAGAUGGAUACUGCUCCACGUCGCCGCUCUUAGAUAAGGGGCGUUGUUGCAAGGUAUUUGAUGAGCUUGAGGGUGGGUGUAGUGAUUGGAGGGAAUGGACGGAUGGUUGGGGUAAAGGACCAUUGUAUUUGGCUGUAGCAGUUUCGUAUGGAAUCUUGAGUGCUGGAUUAACAAUGACGACGAGGCAUGUAUUGCCAAGAGUGGAUUGCGAGAAAAAUGAGACGAAGAUUAUGUAUAUGGCUAGUGGCUCUGGAAUUCCGGAGAUAAAAACCAUUCUCUCGGGUUUUGUGAUCAAAGGGUUUUUAGGUUUUAGGGUUUUAUUUAUCAAAGCUACCGGAGCGGUUUUUGCUGUUGGGUCAGGGAUGUGUCUUGGGAAAGAAGGCCCGUUUGUGCAUAUAUCUGCGUGUGUUGGCAAUAUAGUUGCCCGGUUAUUCCCAAAGUAUAGAGAUAAUGCUCGUAAGCAGAGGGAGAUAAUAAGUGCAUCAUGUGCAGCCGGUCUGAGUGUAGCUUUUGGAGCACCUAUUGGAGGUAUGAAUUCUUGA
This is a messenger RNA of Morchella importuna, 855 nucleotides long. RefSeq lists its product as uncharacterized. The transcript is spliced from 4 exons. The record is from RefSeq and is a predicted model, not a curated record. The coding region runs from base 1 to 855 and encodes 284 amino acids. Gene Ontology annotation, molecular function: voltage-gated chloride channel activity. Gene Ontology annotation, biological process: transmembrane transport; chloride transport. Gene Ontology annotation, cellular component: membrane; Golgi apparatus; early endosome. NCBI's taxonomy places the organism in Eukaryota, Fungi, Ascomycota, Pezizomycetes, Pezizales, Morchellaceae.